This is a messenger RNA of Canis lupus familiaris (dog), 1038 nucleotides long. Its product is annotated as collagen alpha-1(I) chain-like. The coding region runs from base 1 to 1038 and encodes 345 amino acids. The record is from RefSeq and is a predicted model, not a curated record. The transcript has a single exon. NCBI's taxonomy places the organism in Eukaryota, Metazoa, Chordata, Mammalia, Carnivora, Canidae.
AUGGGUCAGGAUGAGGAACACGACUCUUUCAGCAUCAGGUUUGAGCAGAAAAUAGGACAAGAACGUUGCCCGAACCACGAGAUGACGAGCCACCCCCUUCCUGGCCGACGGCACGAGGCUGCCGCUCCUCCACGCGGGACCUCAGAGGGUCAGUCCCCUUCCCUGCUGCCAGGCCGCAUCCUGCCCGAGGCCACCAGGCCACCAGCGCCCCAGCCCGGCCUGCGGGGCCACAUCUUCCUCACGCAGCAGAGAGGCCUUGAGCGUUCAGCCCCCAGUUCCCAGGCCGCGGGGACACAGGGCCUGCCACGGUCCCUGCGGGGCAAGGUCAAGCCUCGGGCGCGGGCCUUCCGCUGCGCAUUCCCGGGGAUGUUCCCCGUCGGGCCGCGCCAGCCGUGGGGGACAGCACGGUGCAGCCUGGCCCCGGGGCCCCCAGGGGUGCCAGCACCAGGGCUGAUGGGCCCGCGGGGAGGAGAGGGGUGGGGGGAAGCUGCUGGAUUGGCGGCGGCGCGGCCGCGGGGUCUGGCGGCUGUUUGGAAGCCCUGCCACGGGGGACCCACCGCGAAGGCUGCCCCAAGCUUGGACAGCAAGCAGCGUCCAUUGGGACACGGACCCCCCCUCCCCCCGGGCAGAGUCCGGGCCGCGGGCUGCGCCUGCCGAGGAAGCUUCCACGGGAGCAGGAACAGAUCCGCACUCCCGGGAGCCGGAGACCUCGGCGCUGCUGCCAGGGCCCUGCACGCCUCAGCCGCUCCCCUCGGCCGUGUGCGGCCUUGUCCUCGGUCGGUCGCCCUGACGGCCGGGCUGCUCCGUGGGUCACCUGGGGAGGUCUCCGCGGAGCUGCGUAAACCCGGCGAGAGGCUCCAGCCGCACCCGCCUGGGUCUGAGGCCACUGUCGAGCGACGGGCGCGACGUAACCGUGUGCAAGACGGGCGUGUGUGCCCGGAGCCGGACGGGCCGCUCUCGGGCUUGGCCGCACUAAGUGGGCAACGGCGCCCUUCUCGGCCUCCCGUCCCCGUCUGUAAAGCUAAAGCGGGCCCAUGA